AUGGGUCGAAUAUUUACUAGAAGAAAAUGUCCCGUAUUAAUUUUAGUAUUAAUUAUUGCAACCAUUCCAUGCAUUUAUUGUGAUAUAAGGUUAUCUACACAUGAUUUAAGCCUUAAGCUAAAUCAAAAAGCCCAAGUACUUUUAGAAGUAAGUAAUAUAACCAGCAAUGCAGAGCUGGAAUUUAUAGUCCAACAUAAGGACAUAGUUAAAAUAAGCCCGUUCCUUGUUAAUUUAACAAAUGUCAAAGACAGUUUAACAAUAAACGUUUUGGCAAUUGGUGCUGGGCACUCAGAAGUUUAUGCUAAUGCUACAGGAUCAAUAAGUGUGGAUAAAGUAUAUUUAAGAGUGACAAUAAGAAAAAUAGACUGGUUGGACAAUAUUUCAUUGGCUAUUGGUUGGAUAUAUUUUGUAGCCUGGUCCAUAUCAUUUUACCCGCAGAUUUACGACAAUUGGAAACGAAAAAGUGUCGUUGGUCUAAACUUUGAUUUUCUUGCAUUGAAUCUCAUAGGAUUUACAUUGUAUGGAAUUUUCAAUUUGGGACUUUAUUUUAUUCCUGAGAUACAGAAAGAAUAUUUUGCGCGCUAUCCCCGAGGUUUAAACCCUGUACAAGUAAACGACAUAGUCUUCGCUGUGCACGCGGCGUUAGCCACCAUUUUAACUAUAACCCAGUGUUAUUUAUAUGAAAGAGCCGAACAGAGGGUGUCAAUAACAGCAAGAUGCAUACUUGGAGCAUUUGGAGCUUUUUUGCUUAUUUGCAUUGUUCUGGCCGCAACAGAUGUCAUUCAUUGGCUAGACUUUUUAUAUUACUGUUCCUAUGUUAAGUUGACUAUAACGUUAAUUAAAUAUAUUCCACAGGCUUACAUGAACUAUAGAAGAAAAAGUACAGUGGGAUGGAGUAUUGGAAACAUUUUCCUAGAUUUUACAGGGGGAUCACUUAGUAUGCUGCAGAUGAUUUUAAAUGGUUACAACUAUGAUGACUGGAUGUCUAUAUUUGGAGAUAUAACCAAAUUUGGCCUCGGACUAUUUUCAGUGGCUUUUGAUAUAUUCUUUAUGUUACAGCAUUAUGUAUUUUAUAGAAAUUUUAUUUAUGAAUUAAGUUAA
This is a messenger RNA of Brassicogethes aeneus, 1101 nucleotides long. The record is from the annotation of a GenBank genome assembly. Lineage: Eukaryota; Metazoa; Arthropoda; Insecta; Coleoptera; Nitidulidae.